This is a messenger RNA of Coccomyxa subellipsoidea C-169, 2365 nucleotides long. RefSeq names its product UDP-glucose dehydrogenase. The record is from RefSeq and is a predicted model, not a curated record. Bases 134 to 1570 code for a protein of 478 amino acids. The transcript has 10 exons. Gene Ontology annotation, molecular function: UDP-glucose 6-dehydrogenase activity; NAD binding. Gene Ontology annotation, biological process: glycosaminoglycan biosynthetic process. Gene Ontology annotation, cellular component: nucleus; cytosol. Lineage: Eukaryota; Viridiplantae; Chlorophyta; Trebouxiophyceae; Coccomyxaceae.
GAGAUUUCACUUUUUUACGGCUCCGAAGCAGUAACACAGUGACUUGAAGACGGAGCUGGCUGCAAUCGACGGAAGAGUGAGCACCAAUCCAAAUCCCGACCGUGGGAGUUGAGAGGCUGGGAUUCGCAUCGCAAUGAAGAUCACAUGCAUCGGUGCUGGCUAUGUCGGCGGGCCAACCAUGGCUAUGAUUGCCUACAAAUGUCCAGAUAUCCAGGUCGUGGUUGUGGACAUCAAUGCUGCACGGAUUGCUGCAUGGAACUCUGAGGAGUUGCCCAUCUACGAGCCUGGCCUGUUCGAGAUCGUCAAGGCUGCGAGGGGCCGCAAUCUGUUCUUCUCGACAGACACCCAAAAGCAUGUGGCAGAGGGUGACAUCAUAUUUGUCAGUGUCAACACUCCCACAAAGACAAGGGGAGUAGGCGCUGGCAAGGCAGCAGACCUCACAUACUGGGAGGGGGCAGCUCGUCUGAUUGCGUCUGUCUCAACCACCUCAAAGAUUGUGGUCGAGAAGUCCACCGUGCCCGUCAAGACUGCUGAGGCUAUUGAGAAGGUGCUGCGGAGGAAUUGUGCGGAUCCCAACGUUGCGUUUGAGAUCCUGAGCAACCCCGAGUUUCUGGCAGAGGGCACAGCCAUGGAGGACCUGGCAAAGCCUGACAGGGUGCUGAUCGGUGGAAAGGAGACAGAGAGCGGGCAGCGCGCGAUCGGCGUGCUCAAGAGCGUGUACGAGCACUGGAUCCCGACUGAGCGCAUCCUGUGCGCCAACCUGUGGUCUGCCGAGCUGUCCAAGCUGACCGCCAACGCCUUCCUGGCCCAGCGCAUCUCCUCCAUCAACUCCAUCUCCGCCCUCUGUGAGGCCACCGGCGCAGACGUGCAGCAGGUGGCGCACUCCAUCGGAACUGACAGCCGCAUCGGCCCCAAGUUCCUGAACGCCAGCGUGGGCUUUGGCGGAUCCUGCUUCCAGAAGGACAUUCUCAACCUGGUCUACAUCUGCGAGACCGUCGGCCUCAAGACCGUGGCAGACUACUGGAAUUCGGUGGUCCAGAUCAACGACUACCAAAAGCAGCGCUUUGUGGAGCGCAUGAUCGACGCCAUGUUCAACACCAUCUCUGGCAAGAAGAUCGCCGUGCUGGGCUUUGCCUUCAAGAAGGACACGGGUGACACGCGCGAGACGCCGGCGAUCGAUGUGUGCAAGGGGCUGAUGGCAGACAAUGCCCUGAUCAACAUCUACGACCCCAAGGUCACGGAGGCCCAGAUCCACAAUGACCUGUCGCUGGGCAAGUUCAUGUGGGACCACCCCACCACCGCCGGCACCAAGUCCCCCCGCCAAAACUCCGUCUCCGUCUUCAAGGACGCCUACGAGGCGUGCAAGGACUCGCACGCGCUGGCAGUGCUGACAGAGUGGGACGAGUUCAAGCGCCUGAACUACCAGAAGAUCUACGACUCCAUGAUGAAGCCGGCGUUUGUCUUUGACGGGCGCAACAUCCUGGACCACGCCCACCUGCGCUCCAUGGGGUUCAUCGUGUACGCACUCGGCAAGCCGCUGGACCCCUUCCUGCAGCGCAACUACAGCUGAGCCCCGCAACGCGCACGGGGGCAGCAGCCGCACGUGCGCGCACAGUGCGCCCGCGAGAGGCUUGUUGGCAGCAGCCGUACAUGCGCGCUCUCAAUGCGCCGUCGAUGGCGUGCCUGGCAGCUGUGAAUAAUCUGUGGAUGAAUCAGCACUCUGGGAUAUGAAUGCUCGGGUCCCUCGUGCAUCACUGCAGUCCUUGGUGAAACAUGGGAUGCCCCCGUGUGUGAUUGCUUCUGCAGACUGUUUAAUGAUGCGUCUAAAAUGGCAGGCCAAGAAUUUGUGAGGGCAGCCUUCUGUGUUGCCCAUGUGUGCUGGCGUCGAUGCGCCGGCAUGUGCUCAGCAAAUGAUAGAAAAACUGCCCUGAUGGAGCAGUGAUCUCUAUUGAUAGCACUGUCUUGCCAGCCUUGAUGGCAUAGCACUCCUUGUCUUGGUCUACAGAACAACAGGUCUUGCUGCGAAUACGCAGAAGCACUUACUGCCCCAGAUUUGAUCGUCAGACAUCACUUGUAGCUCGGCGAAGAUGCUAUCUGAUGUACAGGUUUGCCUAUUCAGAAGAUUUGUGAUUGCAUGAUGCGGCUGUGCUGCUGAGGCGAUGCUUGCGGUGGGUUGCCCACACACCAGCUUGCCGUCUUGUGGAAUAUCAGGAGCUCCUCGCAUGAGAAGGGCUUUAGUGAUUCCUAGAUAAUCUGGUCCUGCACGGAGCAUCCGGUGCACCGCACUUGCCUUAGGUGCUCUCACAUGCAUGUCCUUAAUUAGAAGGCAUUGCGGGCAUCUGUGUGUAAAGGAUUUAUCUGGAAG